Molecule: messenger RNA, 1023 nt
Organism: Penicillium malachiteum
Lineage: Eukaryota; Fungi; Ascomycota; Eurotiomycetes; Eurotiales; Aspergillaceae
Exons: 3
Coding region: 1-1023 (340 amino acids)
Source: RefSeq, a predicted model, not a curated record
AUGCACAAACAAGAGCUCCAGUUCAAGAUCGAGGCGAUCAAGGACUUUGAGUGGUUUCGAGGAUGGUUCAUACCUAAGAAAUGGCGCGACCGCAAGCUCAUGUUCUAUAUCAUGGCAGCCGAGUUCCCCUUCUGUGUUGCCAUUCUGACCUUGACUGGUAUUGCCUCUCACAACACAUACCGCACAUUAUUAUGGCAAGAUGGAUACGAGAAUGGCUUCAACAGUUCGCCUGAUCAAUCUCUCUACGCUGCUGCCAACUACCAACCCUACACAGCUCCUCUGGUGUGGUCCUCAUUCUUGACCAACUUUAACCUCGUUAUUGGUGUCUUGAGUGUCUUCCUGUUGAUUGUGAAGCUCCCUGUUCAUUUCAUGCACUUGCUCUGGCCUCCCAUUGCUGUCUUCAUCAAUGGAGGGUGCAUUGUGGUUUACGCCUUCGCCGCUCGGUAUCAAGCUGGUCCCGAUAUGUCAGACCCAAGCCAUCCCCAGCCCGGACCACCAUGGUAUAUCGCAAAGAGCUGCACUGUCGCCUACUCUAAAAGUGAUAUCGGUUAUUGCAGACAGGCAAAGUCUCUCUUUUAUCUCUGUGUUAUCCUCAUUCUCGUCUACGUCAUUGAAUUCUGUGUCUGUCUCCGUUCCUGCUGGAUCACCUAUACCGAGCGCGAUGAAAUCCUCGAGGCCCGCGAAGAGAGACGCAUCGAGACAGAAUUCGAGGAAGAAAUCAUGAAGUCUCCCUACUACCCUACAACCCCCGGUCCUAUUCCUCGUACCCCCGGAUUCCCACCUAUGGCCGCUCAAGUACCCGGUCGUGGAGGCCCCUUGCCUCCAGGCGUUGGAGGUGUGUACCCUUACACACCGCGCCACCUAGCCUUCAACAGACUAGAUAGUCAAUCCUCCGAUCUGCCGCUGCGACACAAGAAUGGCGAAGGAUCUAGCUCCUCUUCACCGCAGGUCUCGAAUCCAUCUCCUGGUGGGUCCCAGAGCCAGAUGUAUUUCCCUCCGCCACCGAAGAAAGCGACAAACUAA